AUGCUGAAAUCUAAGCCUCAUGUUCACAAACCUCAACCGGCUGCCACUCAAAACUCAUGGGCUGACAGAGUUAGAGUCUCUGACUCUAGUACUAGAUUCACCUUAGAGCCCCUUCCCCGAAAACCAAUCGGUCACAGCCUCAAAGUCACAGAAGAAAUCCUUUUGGAAAAUUCUGACCAAUGGAACCGUUGCAUGAUAGGCUUCUUCCCAGGAUUCCGAAUGCCAUUCCAUGUUGUUAAUUCAAUUGCCUCCAGGGCGUGGCGUCAAUAUGGACUAGAGAAUGUUAUGACAACUGCUAAUGGAUUUAUGAUAUUCCGUUUCACCACUGAAGAAAAGAUGCAAGCUGUUCUUGAGAAGGGGCCAUGGAUGUUUGGAGGUAAAAAUAUCAUCCUCCAACAAUGGCACCCACGGUUUCAGUUCGAUAAAAACAAGAUUGCCACCCUUCUAGUAUGGGUUAGACUUCAUGGGUUGCCCUUCCCUUUAUGGUCCAAACAGGGACUUAGUUUGGCAGCAAGCAUGGUUGGCCGGCCACUAUCCUGUGAUGAACUUACCUACAGUUGUACUCGCCUAGAGUAUGCCAGACUGUGUGUUGAAGUUGACGCUGCUUUGCCUUUCAUCCAUAGUUUUGAGAUUGAGAGUCCCCUCUCUACUGCACCAAUUACUGUUACUGUGGAGUAUGAAUGGAAGCCUCCAAGCUGCGACAAAUGUAAGGUAUUCGGUCAUUCUUGCUCCAAACUACCACCCACUGCAUCGGACAAAGGCAAAGAUUCAGUUGUGCCUGCUCAAAUGCAACCAGCGGCCCCACACAAAGCCAUUGCUCCCAUUGCAGCAGUCAAAGACAAAGCAUCUUCAGCGAUGCCUACUCACUUGCAACCAGCUGCCCAGCAUAAAGCCAUUUCUCCUACCGAUCCUUCAACAAGUACUCAAGAUGUAUCUCAAUCACUGGCGGUGCAACCACAGCCUUCAACCAUUCCACAUGAAAAGCCGAUCAUUUCUCUACCUACACCUAUCACAGAGCCAGAAGGAGUUGCACCCUCAAGAGCUACGGAAUCCAGCUUGCAUCAAGGUUUGCCAGAAGCACAAGUUAUGCAGCCCCCUCUACUAUCAUUACAAAGUAGUAGAAGUACUAUACCUUCCCAUAAGCAAACUCAGCCGCAAGUUAGCACAACUCUACGCCAAGGACCUGUACUAGAGUUUAUACCUGAGGAGGUGGAUGGUGGUUCAGACCAAGACUUCGCAUGUGAUCCUCUUUCUGUAGAGGAAAGUCAACACCUCAUCACUGGAUUUGCUAAUUGUGUGGAGAGCAAAAUGGCAUCUAUAGAAAGUGGCAGUGAGUCCUCCACCUCUGCCACUGGCACCCUCCUCGAUAUUUCAUCUCUCCAUCAAGUAAACAUGGAGGCUGUUGUCACAAAGUUACAGCUUCCUGCUUGGAAUUUCCUUUCAAAUGUUAAUUCCUCCCCUAGCUGUCGGGUGAUGGUGGGUUGGGACCCUGCUAUUUUUCGCAUUUCUUGUCUACACAGCUCAGAUCAAUCGGUGACAUGUGAUGUAACCACACUUGCCACAAAUACUGCUUUCAGGGUUACUUUUGUAUAUGGUCUUAAUACUCCUGCUGGACGAGAAUUGCUGUGGACUUAUAUGAAACAUCAAGCACCUCUGUUUUCCUCCUCCCCCUGGAUCAUUUUGGGAGACUUCAAUGCUAUCCUCAAGUCCAGUAAUAGGAUAGGGGGUGAUACUUGCUGGUAUGGUCACCAAGAUGCGUUUGGUAACUGCAUCCAAGAUUCGGAGUUAGUUCAGAUACCUUACACAGGAAUGAAUUUUACGUGGCACAAUGGUCAGCAAGGAGUCAAUGCCAUCAUGAAGAAACUGGAUUGGAUAUUCAGUAACCAAUAUUUUCUCUCCACUUGGCCAACAGCUCACUCAAUUUUCCUUCCAAGGGAUUAUUCAGAUCACAGUUCAAUGAUCCUGGAAUUUAGCACUCCUGAGCAACGUCCCCCAUCUCCCUUCAAGUUCUUAAAUUUCUGGGCAGAUAGAAGUGAGUUUCUGGACCUUGUCAGGAAUGCUUGGCAAACUCAGAUAACAGGUAACCCUAUGUAUAGGCUUACCUCUAAACUCCAGAUUGUUAAGCACUCAUUAAGGUCAAUGCACAAAAGGGAAUCUAGUCAUAUCUCCAGCAGGGUAGCAAUGAUUAAAGCUCAAUGGCAGUCUGCCCAAUCAGAAUUAGAUGGUUCCCCUGGCUCCACAGAGUUAUUGGCUGCAGAAAGGACCCUAGCUAGAAACUACAAUCAGCUUUGCAAAGAUGAGGAGGCAUUUUAUAAGCAGAGAUCUCGAAUCCAAUGGCUUCAUCUAGGGGACAGAAACACUAAGUUCUUUCACCGAUCCUUGGUUCAAAGGACCUCCAGAAAUAGAAUCCACAUGCUAACUGAUGAGGAAGGCAACAAAGUUUAUAAACAGGAGGACCUUGGGCAGCUAGCAAUUAAGCACUUCCAAAACAUGUUCGCAGCCCCACCUUCAGCUGAAGAUAAUGUUGAUAGGUUUUAUUCAUCAACUAUCCCUCCUAGUCUGAGUGCAGGUUUGGUACAGCCAGUCUCUGCAGAAGAAAUCAAGCAAGCUUUAUUCUCCAUUUCGGACAGCAAAGCCCCUGGCCCAGAUGGUUUCACAUCAACUUUCUUCAAACGCAGUUGGGAGAUUAUAGGAACCGAUUUCACAGAAGCCAUCAAGUACUUCUUUGCUAAAAACUUCCUUCCUCGUUGUAUAAAUGCAACCAGGAUUGCAUUGGUGCUGAAAGUUGAAAACCCCUCCUGCAUGGAUGAUUUUAGGCCUAUCUCUUGCUGCAAUGUCAUUUAUAAAUGCAUUUCAAAAGUCUUGGCGGCUAGGCUGAAAACUAUUCUCCCGGACGUGAUAAACCACUCCCAAUCUGCUUUUGUUCCAGGUAGACAGAUUUCAGAUAAUAUUCUUCUCACCCAAGAAAUAAUGCACAACUAUCAUCUGGACAAUGGACCAUCCAAAUGUGCCCUUAAAGUGGAUCUCAGGAAAGCUUUUGACAUGGUUAGCUGGGAGUAUAUCCUGAAGGGUCUCAGAGCCAUAUGCAUGCCAGAGUGCAUGGUUAACUGGAUAUAUACAUGUAUAUCCACGGCUCAUUUCUCUGUUGGCCUAAAUGGUGAGUCCUACGGAUUCUUCAAGUCCAGUAGAGGCAUAAGGCAGGGGGACCCACUAUCUCCUUAUUUAUUUGUUCUCGCCAUAGAAGGUCUAGGGGGUAUUCUUAAAGAGGCUUCUCUGGCCCCGGGGUUCCAGUUUCACUGGAGGUGCAAGCCGAACAGAAUCACCCAUCUGUGUUUUGCAGACGACCUCAUGAUAUUCUGCCGUGCAGACUUGAUCUCAGUUCAAUGUGUUCGAAAUGCUUUGGACUCAUUCUCAAAUAUCUCUGGUUUAACCAUCAACCAUGCUAAAAGUCUUGUGUUUCUUUCGGGGGUCAAGCAGGAUAUUAAGGCUGCAAUUACAAACUGUUUUGGAUUCAAGCCAGGGACUCUCCCAGUGAAAUAUCUUGGCGUUCCAUUGAUUAGCUCCAGGUUAACUCAUCAACACUGCAUGCCAUUAUUAGAAAGGAUCAUCACCAGAAUUAAACUUUGGACAACAGCCUCCCUUUCCUAUGCUGGUCGGCUUCAACUUAUUAAAUCCACACUGUUCUCUAUUCAAGUUUAUUGGUCAAGUAUGUUCAUGCUUCCCUGUUCAAUUAUAAGGAAAAUUGAGAGCACCUUAGCAGCCUUUCUCUGGAAGGGUACAUCUCUUACAUCUUUAGGAGCAAAAGUGGCGUGGGAUUCGUUAUGCUAUCCUCUCAAGGAGGGGGGCUUGGGGAUUAAGAAGAUCAAAAUUUGGAACAAGGCUGCCAUCUUAAAACACAUCUGGAGACUGCUUACAGAAAAAACAUCGGUUUGGGUUUCUUGGGUGCACUCAGUCCUGCUAAGAGGGCGCUGUUUCUGGUUCUAUAAUGCCCCAUCAAAUGCUUCUUGGUCUUGGCGGAAGAUCCUCCUUAGCAGAAGUUGGUGCAGAGGUCUAUUUUCUCCAAAGAUAGGAAAUGGUUUGCAAACUUUUCUUUGGCUAGAUUACUGGUUGCCAAAUGGGAAACGAAUUUGUGACAUUUUUCCAUUCCGUCAGUUAUCCAGAACUGGUUUAAUAAGUGAUGCAAAGGUUUCCUUUAUAAUCUCAGAAGGUAGAUGGUCAUUUCCAGUUGGUCACCCGGAACUUCAGCUAAUCUGGAACUCUAUCCAGUUCUUCCCUCAGCCUCAUCAACCAGACAUUUGCAACUGGAAGGGACUUCAAUCAGGCAAGUUUUCAAUCGAUUCUGCAUGGGAAUUACUAAGAGAUAAAAGACCUAUCAACUCCAUCUUCCACCUCAUCUGGUUUCCAGAUCAUAUCCCUCGGCAUGCUUUUAUUCUCUGGAUCGCAUCAAUGGGGCGUCUGCAUACAAAGGAUAGGCUACUCUCUUUCCAGGUCAUCUCGUCUGCCACAUGUUCAUUAUGUGGAUUGCAUGAUGAAACGCAUGAUCACCUAUUCUUCGAAUGCAGCUACUCCGCCAUGGUGUGGAACACUCUCAGUGAAAAAAGUCUCAUAAACUGGCCAAGUAUGUCCUGGCAUGGUUUACUUCUUUGGGCUGCAACAAGUUUGAGGGACAACAAGGUGUUCUCACAUCUCCUAGCAAGGCAAAUCUUAUCCUCAACUGUCUACUUUGUAUGGUAUGAGAGAAACAACAGAAUUUUCAACCAAGCUUCCAAGACUCCGCAGGUUCUUAGUGGGGAAAUCAUUGAAACCAUCCGAUCAGUCUUGAUGGAGAAGGAUCAAAGAAAAAUCCCAAACAACCUCAAAAGCAUCUGGGGACUUCAAGAAGCCGAAGACAUGCAACCUGAUAUGAUGCGGCCCCUAUACUAA
Populus nigra (black poplar) is the source of this 4923-nucleotide messenger RNA. RefSeq lists its product as uncharacterized. The transcript has 2 exons. Bases 1 to 4923 code for a protein of 1640 amino acids. The record is from RefSeq and is a predicted model, not a curated record. NCBI's taxonomy places the organism in Eukaryota, Viridiplantae, Streptophyta, Magnoliopsida, Malpighiales, Salicaceae.